CUCUCACUCCCACCACUCUCAUCCAUUUCUUGCAAGCCAACCUCUGCACCCGGCCGGCUAGUCCCGCAGCUGCCAAGCUAAGCCAAGACCAAGCCAUGGGCAAGGACGACGUGAUCGAGAGCGGCGCCGGCGGCGGCGAGUUCGCCGCCAAGGACUACACGGACCCUCCCCCGGCGCCGCUGAUCGACGCGGCAGAGCUGGGUUCCUGGUCGCUGUACCGCGCCGUCAUCGCCGAGUUCAUCGCCACGCUGCUCUUCCUCUACAUCACCGUGCUCACCGUCAUCGGUUACAAGCACCAGACGGACCCGAACGUGGCCGGCACCGACGCGUGCGGCGGCGUGGGCAUCCUCGGCAUCGCGUGGGCCUUCGGCGGCAUGAUCUUCGUCCUCGUCUACUGCACCGCCGGCAUCUCGGGGGGGCACAUCAACCCAGCCGUCACCUUCGGCCUCUUCCUGGCGCGCAAGGUGUCCCUGGUGCGCGCGCUGCUCUACAUCGUGGCGCAGUGCCUGGGUGCCAUCUGCGGCGUCGGCCUCGUCAAGGCGUUCCAGAGCGCCUACUUCGACAGGUACGGCGGCGGCGCCAACUCCCUCGCCUCCGGAUACUCCCGCGGCACCGGCCUCGGCGCCGAGAUCAUCGGCACCUUCGUCCUCGUCUACACCGUCUUCUCCGCCACCGACCCCAAGCGCAACGCCCGCGACUCCCACGUUCCGGUGCUGGCUCCCCUCCCAAUCGGCUUCGCUGUGUUCAUGGUCCACCUGGCCACCAUCCCCGUCACUGGCACCGGCAUCAACCCGGCCAGGAGCCUGGGCGCCGCCGUCAUCUACAACAAGGACAAGCCAUGGGAUGACCACUGGAUCUUCUGGGUCGGCCCCUUCGCCGGCGCGGCCAUCGCGGCGUUCUACCACCAGUACAUCCUCCGGGCCGGCGCCAUCAAGGCCCUCGGCUCCUUCAGGAGCAACGCAUGAAACUAGUCUUCAGAAUUACCGUGAGAGCUGCUCGCAAAGGCUGCUACGUGUGCGUGUUGAAGCAAUGGCGAUCGACGCUUUGUGGGGAGAAUAAGUCUGCAAUCUGCCAUCAUCAUCAUCAGUGAAGUUCUUGCCGCUGGUCGUUUUGUUUCAGCAGCUGCGUGCGUGAAUUUGGCUUCCUUCCUCCUUGUAAUCAACCAUGUGUCGUAAUCUGUCAAGGGAUUAUUCCAUCUCCCCUCCUAGCAUGUAUCUCUAUUUAAUUAUUAUGUAGCGACGAUCAUCAUCAUCAUCGUCAUCAGUGAAACCUUGCUUCUGUCUAAAUCAACCUGUGGGUAGAAUCCUUCAGUCCCAAGCAUUGCA
Messenger RNA from Setaria italica (foxtail millet), 1325 nucleotides. RefSeq names its product aquaporin PIP2-1. Gene Ontology annotation, molecular function: water channel activity. Gene Ontology annotation, cellular component: plasma membrane. The transcript has 3 exons. Gene Ontology annotation, biological process: transmembrane transport. Lineage: Eukaryota; Viridiplantae; Streptophyta; Magnoliopsida; Poales; Poaceae. The record is from RefSeq and is a predicted model, not a curated record. Bases 96 to 965 code for a protein of 289 amino acids.